AGACUCUCGGAACAGGUUUCCCUCCCAUUCGAAUGCAUGCCGACCUGGAAGCGCCGCUUCUCCUCGAGAAAGAGGAUGAGCAAAGCAAAGUUACAGGGGUGCUCAAACGCUUCGGCCGUGCAGCGGCGGAGUACCUGGGCCCUCCCAUCAUCCGAUUCGCAAGUAGAGAUAGCUCCUUCUCGCAGCUCAGCAACCGCUUCCAGCUGCAGCGCGAGCCCUUUGGCCAGAGCUUCUCAAAGCUGCUGUCAGGUGCCCAGACCAACCUGGAGACAGUGGGCCCCUACGCUCGCUUGCACCUCAAGGUGCAUCGAGCCUCAAGGCUGUUGGCACUAGACUAUUGCGGGACCUCUGACCCGUACGUGGAGGUCUGGGUCAAUGACAUCAAGCAGGUCAAGAGCAAGCACGUGAACUUCACGCUGAACCCCACCUGGGACUUCUCGGAGAUCAUCGACAUCUGGUCUCCUUUCUCCAUCGUGACCCUGCGUGUUGUGGACUGGGACCGCGUCACGGAAGACGACCCCAUCGGCUUCGUGGACUUCUGCGUGGCGGACCUGGAGCCCAACGGCCCGGAGGUCAGGGGCUGGUUGGAGCUGCGGAAGAUGUCCAAGAUGCAGAAGAAUGCCCGGAAGCGCUUUCUGGAGCACAGGCGGUUGCGCGAUGACGACCUCUCAGAUGAGGACAACGAGAUCGACACAGAGGUGAUAAAGGACGAAGACCUCACCACCAGCAACGGCACCGCCACAGUGGGCACCACAUCAUCUUUGGCUGCCACCAAGUAUCGGAAGCUGGCGCGCAGCCUCACCGAGAGAAAGCUGAAACUCAAAUCUGCCAUGGGCUCUGCAUCGGAGACGGCCAAGCGGCGGCUCCAUGUGCCUUGCUGCGGAGCGGCCCCGAACGAGGAUUCCAAGCCAACGUCCCGGUUCUUCCGCAAGAAAGCGCUGAAUGCCGGGCAAGUGGAGGUCUCCUUGCGGCUGGAGCCCACCGUGGCAUCGCAAGAGGCCACUGCGCCGCUGCCGGAGCUGCUGUACACCGCGGUGGUGCAGCCGGAGAGGAUCCAUGAUGUCAUCAAGAAUGCGGAGUGGUAUGCGUGUUGCCUGCCAGAGCCGACUUUCGCGGAGGCUGAGACGUUCUUGUCACCAGCCUCCAUCAAACACUUUAUGGAAGAGAUCAUGGAGAUGACGGAGGUCUUCAACCAGGUCUUCUUGUGGCCGUAUUUGAACAUCCUGCUGCUCAUUGCGGGGUGGUAUUACUGGCCUUUGUCUGCAGCGGCCUUGCUGUUCUUCUGGAUUUGCGUUGCCUGGGCUGCCGACAUGGUGUUUACCUUGCCAUUGCUGCUGCUGGCGAUGAUCAUGCUCUUGCGGGACAGAAACUGGGCGAACCGCCUUUUGGCGCACCCCAGGGUUGUGCCCUUGAACCAGACAGGCUUUGAGAUGGUGGCCUUCCUCGGGAACUCCAAGGGUAUGGCCGUGUGGCUGAAGCGCCUGGUCAAGGACCGGGGAGGUUGGAUUGAGGGGGUCUCAGCAUUCAAGGAGUUCGCAAAGCAUCUCCACAAAGAUGGGGUGCCCGUUCAGAGUUUCGAGUCGCUGCUGGAGACGUUGCAGAGCCAGCCGUGGAUUGCAUGGCAUGGGAAGCAGAAGAAGUGCCACUGCGGCCUAACGCUCGAGUGCUGGGGCAGAGGUUCCAUCCGCUUGGACGAGGGCUGGUGCUGCUACGGCCAGCGCAGCAGAGGGCAGGACAUGGCGAAAAAUGGUCGAUUCUGCAGCCUAGGCCUGCAUUUGAGCACCGGCCACCACCUGGGCCGUCAAAGAUAUCACUGCACCAAAUGCGCACAGACCCGCAGGGUGGAUGAGACCGACGGCCCGGCGCCGGGGAACUACUGCGGCAAGUGCGCGCGGGGGAACCGGGGCAGCUACUUGGUCAGCCUUCUGGAUAGUUCCGCCAUGCGGCAGCUGCCCAUUUGGCGCAGCCUCUUCAUGAAGGCGGUCAAGGAGUGGCUGACGGACCACGAGCCGUUCCUCGACUUGGCGCGGGACCUGCUGAAGAGCGCAGUGCGGAUGCUGGACUGGAUCAGGGACUCUGAGGCACUUCACUCGAGCAUUUGCACCUGCUGCAUCGGGUUGAGCCUCACGCUCUACGCA
This is a messenger RNA of Effrenium voratum, 2138 nucleotides long. NCBI's taxonomy places the organism in Eukaryota, Dinophyceae, Suessiales, Symbiodiniaceae. The record is from the annotation of a GenBank genome assembly.